This is a messenger RNA of Chlamydomonas reinhardtii, 5466 nucleotides long. RefSeq lists its product as uncharacterized. The coding region runs from base 215 to 3661 and encodes 1148 amino acids. The record is from RefSeq and is a predicted model, not a curated record. Gene Ontology annotation, molecular function: selenocysteine insertion sequence binding; protein binding; mRNA 3'-UTR binding. Gene Ontology annotation, cellular component: ribonucleoprotein complex. Lineage: Eukaryota; Viridiplantae; Chlorophyta; Chlorophyceae; Chlamydomonadales; Chlamydomonadaceae. Gene Ontology annotation, biological process: selenocysteine incorporation. The transcript is spliced from 7 exons.
AGCCCAACAAAGCGGCUAUACUUGGCCGUAACUAAGGUCCCACCUCUUGUUGUUGGGCAUGGUCUUCGGUUGGACGCGUGGUUGAGUGUGACGAACGCUCGAUAAUCAGGAGCGUCAAAACAGGCACAGGCCUGGCGGUCACUCGGCGGCAUCCCGGACUCGGUUCCGUGCGCGGUCGCGAAGUCCAGGGCCUUUGAAGUUCAAUACUGCAGCAAUGUCAGCCAUGCAGGAGCCUCACUGGGCACAUGACAGCGUUGGAGCUGGCGUUGACACGACAUCUGAUACGCAAUCCCUGGCCUUCCCCGUGCCAACGGACACCGAAGCCGCGCUGGAGGAUUUCGAGGGCGCCGACGCCGUGCUGGAUGUUUUUGGGAACUUACACGACCUGGGUUCGGGCACAAGUCUGGACUCAGAAACGAUGGAACUUCUGCGCAAGGACUGCGCCGGUGACUUCGCCGAUGUCUCGGGGCCCGUUUGCGACGGCCUGGCGGGGGCGAGCUACUGCUCACCAGCGGCGCCCGAGGGCAGCGGCGGCCUGAGCGGCGGCGGCUCAUCAGUGCCGCCGCCCACAGGCGGCAUGGUAGAAGGGGCUGCGGCAACUUGCGACGCCCAGUUGCUGGGUGGCGGAGGCUGGGGUGCAAUGCGGCAGCAGCCGCAGUGCAUGGGCGCAUGGGCACAGCAAGCGCAAAGCGGCUGCUGGAUGCCACAGUCGGGUACAUGGUCGCACUCAGCUUUCCUGCCUCUGCAGCUUCAGCAGCCUAGCGUUGCGGCGCCGCCUGAGUUAUGCGACUGGCAGCACCAGCAGCACCAGCAGCACCACCACCAGUACCAGCAGCACCAGCACCACCAGCAACACUCUUUCAGACUACAGCAGCACGAGCAGUACCCGCCGCAGCCCCAACGCAUCCCGCCGCAGGUACCGCAGGCUCUUUCUUAUUACCAGCACUUGCUGGCUGCUGCGGAACCCGCUGCCGCGCCAUCGGACCCGGCACAGCAGCAGCCGCUGCAGCCGCAGCCGCAGCCCCAGCCGCAGCAGCUGUGGCACCUCUCUGGCGGCGGCUGCUGGCCACACCCGCACCCUGCGUCCAACGGCUUGCAGCACCAGCAGCCAACGCAGCCGCCGAAGCCGCCGCAGCCGCCGCAGCUGCCGCAACCGCCGCAGCCGCCGCAGCUGCAGUCGGUGCACCUGCCGGCGCGCAAUGGGGAGCACAUGGACUUGCUCCGCCGGCUGCUCGCAGCUGGCAAGGCUGGGCCCAAAAUCUGGGCAGCGGUCCUUCAGGAUGGCGACGGCGGCAAGAGCUGCACUGUCGCGGAUCUGCUGCAGCCGGCGGCCGCGUCAGCAUCCGGCGCAGCAGGUGCUGCUGGCGGCAGCAGUAACGCUUUUGCAGCUGCUGGCAGCGAUCGUGUCAGCAAGGGUGUCGGCUGUUUGCCUGUCUAUGCCACGCUCCCGGCGGACGUUGUCCGGGCCCGGUACGCUCCGGGCAGUCCGACAACCAGCGCCACGUUCACGUACAUAGGCCCAGCGCGGCCGGCGAAGACUGAUUACACCACUGGUAGCGGCGGCUAUUCCAAGUCUGCCUUCCACCCCUGCCCCAACGACGUCCAGCUGGCCCUCUGUGGCGUGCUCGGCUCGUCCCUGCUGGAUGGCGCGACGGCGGCGGCGGCCGCGGCCGCGUCGUCGGCGGCGGUCCUGGCAGCAGCGCAUUUGCAGCCGCUCCUUACCGCCACCGCAUCAAGCAUCGCGACGGCUGAUGGGCAUGGUCGUGGUCGUGCAGGCGGCACAGGCGGUGGCGGCGGCGGCGGCGGCGGCGGCGCCAAGGGCCAGUGGCCGCCAACGCCGGGGCUGUAUUACUUCCUGGACAAGGAGUACCGCGCCCACUGCCUGGAUCACCAUGACAUGACCAACCACAAGUGCAUCAAGAACGGCCACGUCACGCACAGCCUGCACCGACUGCUGGUCGUGCGGUGCAUUGGCGUGCGGCCAGAGGACGCGCGUGCCGGCGGGGCGGCUGGCGUGGAGGAGGGCGCGGCGGCGGGGAGCGCUGGGGCAAAAGGCGGCAAGGGGGGCUGGGGCGGCAAGGGUAACACGUCGGGCGGAGAUGAUGGCUUCGGUGGGCAGAUGGUGCAGGUGACGGCGAAGCGGGACAGCGUGGUGGCCACCUUUGAGUUCGGCAAGUCCUGGCCGUGCAUCAACGUGGUGCGACCGCCGGGGCAGGCUCCGGCAGGGGCCGGCAGCCAUGGACCGGCUGCUGUAGCAGUAGCAGUGCCGUCUGCGGCGGAGGAGCAUGAGCAGGCGCCGGCAGCAAACGGUACCGUCAGCAGUAGCAAGGCCUGCCGGCCGGCCAGCACCUCAAGCAGAUGCCGGCGGGUCCGGCAGGAUGCGCCGCCGCCGUCAGCGGUACCGCCAGCCUGCGCCGCUGCACCGGCUGCCGCAGCUGUAGCGGCUGCUACAGCCGCCGCGACCGCCGUGCUGGCUGCCGCGAUGGGCCCUGCUGAUGCUGCUCCCGGCAUGUGCGCGGCGGCCGAGGGCGGUACGGCGGCGGCGGAGGUGGCGGCGGAGGUGAACGAGGCUGAGCACCGCGCCAGCCGGCGACGGCUUGUCCCUACCACCGCGGCGGCUGCUGGUGCUUCCGGUGACGCCGCCGGUAGCAGCAGUGGCGGCGGCGGCGGUGACAGCAGCAGCAACGUGGAGGCUCUCAGCCAGGCGAUGAAGGACGCGGCGCGGCUGCGCAAGUGCAUCCGGACGUUUCUGGAUUCCGAGGAGGACGUCGCCGCCGCCAUGGAGUACUUCAGGACGCUCAUCACCCGGGAGUUCUGCGGCGACGUGAAGCGCAUCCUGAAUAUGCGCGGCGGUCAUCAUAAACGUUAUGGCAUCAUGAACUCCAUUAUCCACGAGGUCCUGGACCUUGAAGGCCUGUUGUCGCCGUCGCCGCCGGAGUCGCCGACGGCAACGCAGACGGCGCAGGCGGCGCAAGCGGCAUCGCAGUCGCUAUCGGCUGCACCGCAGCCACCGCCGCCGCCGCCGCGUGUGAUGUCGGACCGCAUGCAAGUCAAGGUGGUGGCGGUGUUUGAGGUGCUGUUCACCACGGUCGGCGGCGGAGGCGGAGGAGGCGACGGAGGCGGCGGAGGUGGCGGCGGAGGUGGUGCAGGCGGGCUUGGGCCGGCCGACGCGAUCAAGGAGCUGUGCCUUCAGGAAGACUUUGAGUGUCAUGACACAGCGCUGCACACCUGCUGCAGGUAUGGGCUGGUGCGCGUGCUGGAGUGGCUGCUGCCGCGCGUGGACGCGGACGCGCUCACGGCCAGCACCAAGGACGGCUGGUGCCUGCUGCACACGGCGGCGCGCGCGGGGCACGGCCAGGCCGUGGAGAUGGUGCUGCGGCGCUGUCUGAAACUAGGGAUGUUUGAGCCAUCAGCGCUGGAGGCCGGCACCUGGGUGUUGCUUUGCGACAUCUCGCACAUCAACAAGCACUACCGCCGCACGAAUGCCCGCGGCGUGCUGGACGCGGCCAUGGAGCGGGUGUGGCCGGACCCCUCCUCGCGCCCGCGCGUGCGCAACGACGUGCAGAAAGAUACACAGCUCAAGGCGCUGAUGACUGGCCUGAGCCUGCGCUACCUGCGCAUGGGGCGCCUCAGCCUCAGCGGUAUGGACACAACUGAUUAAUGAACAUCGUUAUGAUGCCCAUCGUACCUACCAAGAGAGACACGGAGCUGCACGGAGCAAGGAAGGAAGAGGCACAUGCGGUAUUCCGCGGCGAUGUCCCCGCACGGGGCCAACGCAAACAGUGCGUGCAACAGGGGUACAUGCAAUUACGUUCCGCUAUGUAUGCUACGCAAGCCAUUAUGUGGCUUCCAAUGCUAUGAGCAUAAACGCUGGUCGGAGCAUACGUAACUUUCGAACGGAAUAAAGGCAUGUCAGCACGUCAGCGCGCGUGCUGUGUAGGGGUCAACCCUAGCAGCGUGUGACACACAACUUGGGGGCUUCUGUCGUAUGUGUUAGUUGCUACGUACUUGCUUGCUCGAGGUUGCUCACGAUACUGCAAACAACAUACCUUGCACAGUUCUGAGGUGUGUGGACUGCGAUACGAAGGACAACGGUUUCUUUCACACUGUUCUGAGGCACAAGCACAGGCCUGCUGCAUAGCCACCAUCACGUACACAAUGUUGCAAUGCUGCGUACCUACGGUCGCGCAGCACGAGCCAAGCCAGUAGAUUAGGCUGCAAGAUGCGCAGGCGUGUGUGCGUACGGCAGUGUUACGGUCCUGCAUUGUGGUGGUGCAUUGUGCACGUGGCGCACUACCGUAUCGUGCGCAGGUCUUUGGUUUGAGCGCUUCGCUGCAUUCCAUGAUGGGGUUGAGUUGACAAGCUAUUGAGCUGUCUGAUUUGGAGAUGUCGCACAUGAUUUUCGCUUGGCAUUCUGUUGUUAGGGCGCAGCCGUGUCUUGUGCCGUUCGGCCGGGACCCGUGCAUGCGUCUCUUACGGUACACGGCCUUUGUGUCACGUGUCUCCGCCGCCCGACCAGGUCUGCUUACACAUAAGACUCGCGGGGCUUUACCCCUGCCAAUGCGCCGCUGUGUUGGAGCUGAGUCGGUGGCCGAGUCGGGGGUGUUGUCUUUGCUGAGGGGAGCGCGGUCUCCCCGGUUCGACAAGGCGGAAUUGUUCACCAUCUUUUGCGGUGCCUUUGCGGUGCCUUUAACAGUCGUAGCUGUCUUUUGUAGAUACACACAGGACAGCAACAGGCAGGAGGAGCCGUAGUUGUUCACGUGCUUGCAGUUGUUCGGUUGGCCGUUGAACCAUGCUUUCAUUGGUUGCAAGGACAAGAAGAGACAGUCAUAUGAAAGGGACAUUCAUGUCAGGCCAGGGAAAACGCCCUGCCCUGAUGCGCAGGGACCUGUCAAGCACCAGAUGAGCCUUGCGCCUGUGCGCAGCUGUGCGCAGUGUUGCCUUUGCGUAGGCGGUGGAGUGUGUUGUCCUCGGAUGUUUACCGUGCAGCUCUGCAAAUGGCGGCUGAAAUGGCGCUCUCUAUUGGGCUGUAGGCGCGGUAUUCACGAAAGCGGAGAGUACCCCUGUCACGUACCACGGCUAAUGAGAAGGCAAAAGCGGCCCUGGCCAGGCGUCAGGCGCUGACCCUGGAGGAAUGUGGGCGGCAUGUGUUGGAGGAAACUGGACGCGACCCUGCCUGUGCAUCCGGUGGAUGGGAAACGCAUGACGGUUGAGUGUAGGUGGAUUGACAGGGCUCAGGCGGGCUAGGCGGGGCUCAGGCGGGUUCGGCGGGGUCUAGGCUGUCUGUGCGUACCGCGUAGCUGUGGGAGGUAGACUGCGAACCAGGGCAGGGUGGUUUCCCCUUGUCUGGCUUGAAUAUCCCUUUGGUUGCAUUGUCCCUUCUUGUAACCUUCAUGCAAUGUGCUUGCAAUACUUCAGGCGCUUGGGGGCGUCGGCCAGGGUCGGCCAGGGUACAAUCCGAUCGGC